Messenger RNA from Penicillium salamii, 2496 nucleotides. The record is from the annotation of a GenBank genome assembly. NCBI's taxonomy places the organism in Eukaryota, Fungi, Ascomycota, Eurotiomycetes, Eurotiales, Aspergillaceae.
AUGUGGCCUCAGAAUGAGAACUCACCCAAGCCAAAAGUGGAGUCAUCUUCAUCUUCGGAUGUCGAAACUCUUCCGGCCGUCGCACGCAUUGCACUUGAGCUCCCCUCUCCUCGCCAGUCGGGUUCACCCCAAAUGGAGCGUUCGUUGGCCAAUUUGAGCACGGACAUGAAGAGUCUGAUGAAGAAGAUCCAAGACCUCAGUCACCUCGGCAUCGAAGACCAGCAGAUCGCUCUACCAAAGAUAUGUGUGGUUGGUGACCAGAGUACCGGCAAGAGCUCUCUGAUUGAGGCUAUUUCGGAGAUCCGAGUCCCCAGGGCCGAGGGUACCUGUACCCGGUGUCCAUUGGAGAUCAAUUUGACUCAGAGCGACGACCCAUGGAAGUGUGCGGUCUACUUGUGCUAUCGAUACAUGCAUGUUCCUCCGAAGGGGACCACCAAAGUCCAGAAGAAGAAAUCACUCGGGCCCUGGGAGAAGAUGAAGGAUCAGGAGCAUCAUCACUUUGCUGAGCUGACGGACAGAAAUGAAAUUACAAAGGCCAUUUUCUGUGCCCAGCUGGCGAUUCUGAAUCCCCAGGUAAAUCCCAAUAUCUUCAGCCCGGAUCAGGAUCCACAGUCUUCCCAUGGUGUUCAGGUCAAGUUUUCGCCAAACGCAGUUCGCUUGGAUAUCUCUGGCCCUGGAUAUCCUAACCUCUCUUUUUAUGACUUGCCCGGAGUCAUCAACCAAGCCGAACAAGACAGUGAGAGGUACCUGGUGAACCUUGUUGAGAAUCUGGUCAAGAAAUAUGUGGAACAGGAUAAUUCCAUCGUGCUGCUGACAUUGCCCAUGACCGACGAUGCGACCAACUCCAGUGCUGCCCGUCUUGUCCGUGAUAUUCCAAACGCCCCAGGGCGUACACUGGGUGUCUUGACGAAACCAGAUCUUCGGGCGACGCGGGCUUUCGGUCCAUGGGAGGAGAUUCUACAAGAUGUCAGCUUCAAACUCGGCCAUGGAUACUAUGUGGUCCACAACAGUGCGAAUCCAAGCACUAGCCACGACAUGGCGCGAAUGGAGGAAGCAGAGUUCUUUGCCAACGAUCCGUGGUCUACUCGCCUAAGUCAUCUGGAAGGACGUUUCGGAGUCAAGAAUCUGGUGGCGGCCCUCUCAGAUCUGCUCAAGAAUCAGAUCAUCGGCUGCCUACCUUCUAUUCUCGCAAAGAUUGACCAAAAGUUGAAAAGCAUCGACGAGAGUCUGGCCAGACUGCCCAACCCGCCCACCGAGGAGGCUCAAAUCACUCUUUUCGAGAAAAUAACGGAUUUGAAGAAAAGGAUUCAGGACUUCUUCGAUGAAUCAUCCCCAAUGAAAUGGCGGCAGCCAAAGCACGAAAAUAAACCACUGCACGAACAGUGGAACAUGAUUGUCUUAGAUCUGCAAAUCGCCCUGCGUCAGACCCGCCCAGUCCUAGAGAUUUGUGCCCCAAAAGACAAGGAAGAUCUUUCUGAGCCUACCGACUCGGACGGUGAGGUUUUAAUCAUUGAAGCUAAGUCCUCGCCUGGGAAGAAGCGAAAAUUGCCCUCGCAGUCUGUGGACGAUGAUGUUGAUGUGAAGGUUCCGCUUCAACAGCACUCAAGCCCGUAUGAAACACCGUACUUUGCAGGGCGCCGUCCUGCCCUUUUUACCCUGCGGUACCUGUCCGAUUUGCGGAAUGGUUCGCAGAUGCUCGGUGUCCCGAAUCAGCUAGACCCGCGUGCCAUUGUGAAGUUAAACAAGAGAACUGUCGAACACUGGCAAGAUCUGCUUGUAACCUUCCUCGAGGCUUCCCAUGGUCUUGUGCGAAGAUUGCUUCUGGAAGUGCUUGAGGAUGAGUUUAUGGAAUAUCACCAAACUGGCCUGUAUCAGAAGCUCCACAAGAUCUUGGAGACUUACCUGCAAAGGAUCCGCCUUGCCCAUCUCGAGACAUCCAAGGAAUGGUGCAAGUCCGAAAUGAAGGUUCCCUUUACAAUGGCCAAAGAGCUCCACCAAACCUUCAUGGCGAAGGCAUUGAAGGAACUGCAGGCCCGUCGGGCAAAUGCGCGUGCCAGUACUUAUCUACACAGCCGUGGCGAUGAUAUGAGCGAUGCCAAAGCCCCAAUGAAGAUCAAGAGGAUUAUCGAUGAGGACCAACUUGGACCAGAUAGAUAUUCGGAAGAGAUCAAGAUGAUGGCGAGCUCGCGCGCAUACUACGACAUUGCGUCGUCUCGUUUCCUAGAUGUUCUGUGUCAGUCGACUUAUGUGAAGCUGUUCGAUACAUGCAAGGAUGACCUGGUUGGUGUUAUUCGGGAUAAUUUGCGCAUCUUUGGGGAUGAUGGCCGUACCCGCUGCCUCGAGUUGAUGGCUGAGGACCCGGCACGUCAGCAACGCCGUACUUGCCUUCAGAAAGAACGCGAGAAGAUGGUUACGGCACAACAGGAGCUGGAGUCGCUCCACCGCCCGGAUGUGGCAAUGGUUGACGACGUGGAUCCUUGGAAUCAAGAGCGCUGA